UAUGAGUGACAAACAUUGCAUUUGUAGUGGGGGAAGGGGUCGCUGAAGUUGACGGAACCGCCAUCUUGAAAAGUGCUUUGAGCUGAGCUCCUCUUUUCGCGCCGUCAGAGUCAGUUUUAAACGCGUUAUUUUCUUUACCGGGGUUCCGUGUUAUUCAUGUGUUCGUACUGUUUAGGCCCGGAGGUGAUGGGAAGAUAAAUUGCAUGCUGGAGACUCGCCGUUUACCGUUGUCUAUAGUACAUCUACUGGGGGUAGACAGCUGUUGCUGUGUUAAUACCUGUAAAAGGGAAAAGAACGUGAAAAUACUAGGUGUGUGCUGUUGAAUUGCUGUAUGUGUGCUGUUUGUCAGUCUGUCCCUCAUUGCUUGCUUGUCUCCGUCUGGCGUGCCUGGAAUGGGCCAAAACUCCCAAAGACUAGAACAUAACUCUUUUUAACCCGAGCUCCGCCAGCUGGACUCCAACACACUCAAAGAGCCAACAUGUUUUGGAAAUUUGAUCUCCACACCACAUCCCACAUUGACACUCUGCUAGAGAAGGAGGAUGUGACACUGACGGAGGUGAUGGAUGAGGACGAUGUCCUGCAGGAGUGCAAGGCCCAGAACCACAAACUGGUUGACUUCUUGCUGAGACCACAGUGCAUGGAGGACCUUGUCACCUUCAUCACACAGGAACCCAGUGCUGAUGUUGAAGAGAAGGUUAAAUACAAGUAUCCCAACAUAUCCUGUGAGCUUCUUACAUCAGAUGUGGGCCAAAUCAAUGACAGAUUGGGAGAAGAUGACAAACUGCUGAUGAAAUUGUAUGGCUUCCUCCAGAAUGAGCCACCUCUUAACCCACUUCUGGCUAGCUUCUUCUCCAAGGUCCUGUCCAUUCUAAUAGGGCGCAAACCUGAACAGAUAGUGGAUUUUUUGCGAAAGCGGGAAGACUUUGUAGACUUGAUGAUCAAGCACAUUGGGACAUCUGCAAUCAUGGACCUGCUGCUGAGAUUGCUCACCUGCAUUGAACCACAACAGCUACGACAGGAUGUUCUCAACUGGCUGAAUGAGGAGAAGGUGAUUCAGAGAUUAGUGGACAUGGUACAGCCUUCUCAAGAUGAGGAUAGACACUCCAAUGCCUCCCAAUCGCUGUGCGAGAUCAUCAGACUGAGCAGAGAUCAGAUGUUUCAGGUCCAGGGUUGCUCAGAGCCUGAUCCACUUCUGGCCACACUUGAAAAACAGGAGACGGUGGAACAGCUCCUGUCUAAUAUCUUCAGCAAGGAGAAGAAUGAGUCUGCAAUUGUCAGUGUUAUCCAGAUCCUCCUCACGUUGUUUGAGACAAGGAGACCAGCGUUUGAGGGUCAUAUGGAAUGCCCUCCUGGGAUGUCCCAUCCUUCAUUCUCAGUCAACCACAGCAUACUGGAAGCUGUGAAACCACAACUCAAAGAUUUUCACCAGCUACUACUGGAACCCCCAAAGAAGAGUGUCAUGAAGACAACAUGGGGAGUGCUGGACCCUCCGGUGGGCAACACCAGGCUCAAUGUGGUCAGACUGGUGGCUAGUCUUUUGCAGAGCAACACGCACAGCAUCAACAUAGAACUCAUUAGCCUCAACACACUGGGAGUAAUACUAGACAUGUAUUUCAGAUACAUCUGGAACAACUUCCUCCACAUUCAGGUGGAGAUCUGCACAGCCAUGAUUCUGGCUAUGCCCCCUGCCCCUGCUGACAUCCAGCCAGACACAGAGCAGGAACAUGCAAGGGAGAGCAUCCUCAUUAAACAUCUCUUUCAAAAGUGCCAGUUUAUACAGAGAAUCAUGGAUGCCUGGAGCUCCAAUGAGAAGGAACAGGCGAAUGGUGGUCGGCGACGGGGCUACAUGGGUCAUCUCACCAGAAUAGCCAACUCUGUAGUUCAUAACUGUGACAAAGGCCCUAAUGGACCGCAAAUACAACAGCUAAUUUCUGAGCUCCCAGCAGAGGACAGAGAGAAAUGGGAGGCCUUUAUAUCUGUACAACUGGCUGACAUAAACAAGAGAAACACUGUCGACCUGGUGAACACACACCACAUCCAUUCUUCCAGUGAUGAUGAGGUGGACUUCAAAGACAGUGGCUUUCACCAGGAUUCCUCUCUGCAACAAGCCUUUUCUGAUUAUCAGAUGCAACAAAUGACGUCCAAUUUUAUUGAGCAGUUCGGCUUCAAUGAUGAAGAGUUUGCUGAUCAGGAUGAUGUUGUGGAUAUUCCCUUUGAUAGAAUAUCAGACAUCAAUUUUUCACUGAAUACAAAUGAAAGUGCAAAUAUAGCUUUGUUUGAGGCACGCUGCAAGGAGAAAAUCCAGCAAUUUGAAGAUGCUGGUUCCGAUGAGGAGGAUAUCUGGGAUGAAAAAGAUAUCACUUUCACACCAGAGGCACAAAGACGCCCCAGGAGUUCAGGCAGCACAGAUAGUGAGGACAGCACAGACUCAGAAGAGGAGGAUGUGAAGAGAGUUUCAUUUGAAGCUUCCAACCCCAGUACAGAUGACAGAAUGGAAGUCGACACAGGGCCAGUGUGGACAGCGAACUUUGAUGACAUCCCCAUGGACACAGGGACAUCCACAGCUCCAGCCUCCAGCUCAAACAACCCUCCUGCCUCCUGUCCUUUGUCCUCCUCUUCCACAGAACUGCCACCAGAGGCAGCAUGGAGCUCCUCUCCUACUGCCUCCAAUUCUGAAACAGGGUGGGCUGACUUUUCCAACUUUGUGCCUGUCAGCCCCAAAGACCCUUUGAGGUGUAACUCUCCUGUUGCUAUGGAGACCAGUAUGGAGACAAUGGAUCCUCUAGGGGCCAAUGCACCCAUGCAGCCUGAAGAUUGUGAUGGCUGGAUGGGAACCAGUGUGGCUCCUCUGUCCACUUCAGCUAAGGAUUGUGGGAGGUCUAAAGCAGAGGCAGAAACAUCCUGUUGUGAGCAGCGGAGCAUCACUGAGACGGUCAUCAAUGGCUCGAUGAAAGAAACAGUAAGCCUGACUGUUGAUGCCAAGACUGAGACUGCCAUCUUCAAAAGAGUGUUGAAAUCAUAUCGUGAUGAGGAGAUGAGUGCUUCAUCAGAGAAAUACUCAGUAACGGAGUGUGUUGAUUUGGAGAGAACAGGUGUCAACAACUCAGCUGCAGCCUGCUGUCUCAAAACAGGCAGUGAGAAGUGUCGGUCUACUGUGGAGAUUCCCAAUGGUCCUCUAGAGGAAAUGUCGGCCAUAGAGGAUGCCAAACUGGACCAGAAUGCUGUGCUCUCUGAGCCAACUGUAAAUGGGCCAGCAUGAAGGCCGCUCAAUGCCAGCCAGUGGCCAGCCUGUUCUGUGAUGUAGGGUGCUCCUUCUGGUCAGUCAGUGGAAGCCAAUGCUCAGAACUGUACCAACCACAUGCCCCCACCAGGACCAGCAAUACUCCAAUCGGCUCAUCACUGACAGACAGAUGUACAGACACAGGAAGAACUGAAAAGCAAAAUGACAUAUUUAAAUUUUUCUGCAUUUGUUUAUAUACUAUUGUUCUUAUGAGGUGAUGUGCAGCUGAUAUCUUGCUACUCAAAAUUAAACAGUAAUGUUGCUAUAGUUAAAAAAAGAUUGUACGAUUAAGAUAAUUUUAUAAAAAGGAAAAUAUAUACAAAAAAAUGAUGAAUUACCACAGAAAUGGGGAAAAUCGAUGACCCACCCAACCACAAACAGCUGUUAUUGGCUAGAUCUGUUAUCCUGCAUAAGAGUCUGACACUUAAUACAGUAGCUGUUGCAUUUAAAAUUUUCAUCCAUUGUUCAUCUGUCUCUCUGAGCAAAGCAGCUCCGACAAAUUGUUGCAUUUUAAAAACCACAUGUAAAGUUUUAUUUUCCUUCGGGUAUUAUACAUAAAUGUU
Molecule: messenger RNA, 3843 nt
Organism: Monopterus albus (swamp eel)
Lineage: Eukaryota; Metazoa; Chordata; Actinopteri; Synbranchiformes; Synbranchidae
Gene: ppp6r3
Product: protein phosphatase 6, regulatory subunit 3
Exons: 27
Coding region: 479-3259 (926 amino acids)
Cellular component (GO): cytosol; nucleus
Molecular function (GO): protein phosphatase binding; protein phosphatase regulator activity
Source: RefSeq, a predicted model, not a curated record